AUGGGCAAUGACGAGAUACCCGAUCUCGUUGAAGCUACUGAAGACGCUCAGCCAUCAAAGGCCAGUCAGUCUGCAGAGAAGCCAACAUCUGGCCAUGCAGAAAGCGACUUGGCGCAAGCCAAAGUUCCCAUCACCAUUGUCACCGGCUUUCUAGGCUCUGGCAAAUCGACCUUGCUCAACCACAUCUUGACUGUGCAGCACGGAAAGCGUAUUGCCGUUAUCUUGAAUGAAUUCGGUGACUCGGCAGACAUUGAGCGAUCACUCAAUGUUAGCGGUGACAAAGCAGAUGGACUCGUGGAGGAGUGGCUAGACUUGAAGAACGGAUGCAUGUGCUGUACAAUCAAAGAUAAUGCCGUCUCUGCCAUCGAGAACCUCAUGAAGCAGCGCGGCAAAUUUGACUACAUCUUGCUUGAAACCACUGGACUCGCGGACCCAGGUCCAAUUGUCAACAUGUUCUGGCUUGAUGAAGGCCUGAGCAGUGAUUUGUGCUUGGAUGGUGUGGUCACCGUCGUUGAUGCAUCCAAUCUGCUCAAAGGCUUGGACGAGACUUGUCGUAUUCAGAUCAGCAUGGCAGACUUCGUCCUUGUCAACAAGAUGGACCUCGUCACAGAUGUCAGACAAGUGGAUCAAGCAAUUCGCUCAUUGAAUCCGCUUGCUGUGCUCAAACAUACGACUCGCUCCAAGAUUGAUCCUGUGGCAAUCUUAAAUCUUCAAGCAUACGAUAAGAAGCAGCUGGAUUUGUCCCAAAUCUCCCUAUCUCGACGCAACCACCACGAUAAGGAAAUCUCGACCAUCUGCCUACCGGUACCAACUAUCUCAGCCGACCGGAUAGCGGGGUUUGAGCGCUCGAUACAAGAGCUUCUGUGGCAGUCACAAGAGGGCAUCGAAAUCUUGCGCAUGAAGGGCCGCAUCUCUGAUCACAAUGGGCGGACCUGGAUUUUGCAGGGUGUGCGGGAUAUUUAUGAAAUGGUGGAAGUUGCCAAAAGCUCGGAUGAAGGCAAGCUCGUAUUCAUUGGCCGGGGCAUGAGCAAGCUACCCCUCCUCUUAUGCAACGCUCUGUUGGGUUGA
Messenger RNA from Protomyces lactucae-debilis, 1068 nucleotides. RefSeq names its product CobW/HypB/UreG, nucleotide-binding domain-containing protein. The coding region runs from base 1 to 1068 and encodes 355 amino acids. Lineage: Eukaryota; Fungi; Ascomycota; Taphrinomycetes; Taphrinales; Protomycetaceae. The transcript has a single exon. Gene Ontology annotation, cellular component: cytoplasm. The record is from RefSeq and is a predicted model, not a curated record.